This is a messenger RNA of Tilletiopsis washingtonensis, 3066 nucleotides long. RefSeq lists its product as hypothetical. Lineage: Eukaryota; Fungi; Basidiomycota; Exobasidiomycetes; Entylomatales. The transcript has 8 exons. The record is from RefSeq and is a predicted model, not a curated record. Bases 162 to 2993 code for a protein of 943 amino acids.
CCCAAAUCUAGGUCCCGCCGCUUCGCUCCGUCCCCGCACUCAAGGGCUCUGGUGCCGACGCUUGGCAGCUCCGCACGCCGGCGCGGGCCCGUGUCUCUUGUCUUAGAGUGCUUCGCAGCGCACAGCGCUUCCUUUACCACCACCACGACCUCGCCGCAAGCAUGACGCUCAUCGACAUUGCCGCGGCGCUCUCCGAGGGUGCGCUGCCGACCAACGCGCAGGCACAUCGGGCGCUGCAGGUGCUGCUCUCCACGUCGCUGCUCGAGACGCAGCUCCUCUCGCCGUCGGGCGCCACGCUGAUCGCCGACGUGCGGCAUCUUGUCGAGCUGACGGACCGCAUCGUGCUGGAGCGCAACGGCGGCGAAGAGGCGCAGGAGUUCUGGUGGAAGAGCCGCGGCGUCGUGCGGGCGGCGGGCGCCGCCGGCAUCACCGCAGCGGUGGGAGAGGAGGCGGAGCGGAAACUGCAGGAGAAGCUGGCGAAGAAGGAGCAGGGCACGGCGCCAAACAAGAAGCAGAAGGCUGCCUCGCUGUCUCGCAGCACGGCCAAGGCGGCGCAGGUGGUCACCAGGGACGGCAACCAGGCCUUCAAGCAUCUGCGCACGCUCGCGCGUCUGCUGCUCGUGCAGCCCGAGCUGCGGCAUAUCCUGUCUGAUGGCGGCCUGCUGCUGGCAGAGGUGCUGGACAAGACGGCCGGCUCGACGCUCGACGAUGCGCGCGGCACGAUGGGCCAGGUCAAGUCGGCCACUGGCACGUUUCAGAACGUCGCUGCACGAGCGCUGGCGGCGGCGAAGGCCGCCCGACAGGACGUGCCGCAGGGCAUCGAGGCGGUGCAGGGCGGCAAGGAGGCGCUGCGGCAGCUCGGCGAGGGCGCCACGAAGGGCAUGCCGGCGCUCGAUGCGCUGCGCACGCAGCUGAAGCUCACGGCCAAGAGCGGCCUGCCAAGCAAGGAGGUCAUCGAGGCCGAGCUGGCCAACAAGGAUGCCGUGCCGCGGCUCAAGGACCUGCAGGCGCAAAUACACGCCGCCUCUGCCGAGAUUGCGACGUCGCCGGCGCAGCUGGAGCGGCUGAAGGGAGAAGCGAUGAAUGGCGGCAUCCCCGACGAGCUGCGGACUGCUCUGCUGGGCAAGCCGGGCGAGGCGGGCGCCAUCGAUCCCACGGAUCUCGUUGAUGCAGUGCAGAUGCUGGCCGUUGCGAACCCGUCGCUGCAUCUGACGGAGACGGCGAAGCUCAAGGAAGUGGUCGGGCAGGCGGCGAAAGACGCCAAGAAGAACGCCGAGGAUGCCUGGACCGAUGAGCGGCGCGCCAAGUUGAUCCGGCGCCUGCGAAAGCUUGCGGUGGACUGCCAAAGCAACGCAGAGUACAAGGACGCGCUCGAGUGGUUCAUCACGCGCACCGAGACGCUCGUGCAGACGACGCAGCGGAACCUCGAGAAGCCAAGCACGUCGCUCGACGGCGCGCUGGACGAGGCCGUCGUGCCGCUGCUGCGUCUGCUGGAGAACUUCGCUGGCGGGCGGCAACUGCGGCCGAUCCUCGAGCUUGCUCGUUCGCUCUCCCUCGGCGCCAAGGACAAUCCCGAGCUGCUGGCCAUCUGGCGCGACGCCGACGCGCUCCUGCGACGCUCCUUGCUCGAAGAGGGCUACGCCAUGGAGGCCGCGUGCGAGCAGGCCUGGCGCGACAUGCUCAAGCGUUUCGAGGCCAUGGACGCCGCGUACCGGCAGAGCGUUGCACGGCUGGUGGCCGACGCCACGGCCUUUAUGCAGGCGCUGGCCCAAGAUCCGCUGCUCAAGGAGCUCAGCCGCACACUGAAAGCGCUGCUCAAGGACGUCAGCAUCGGUCGAGAGGGCAACAUGCUCCCGUCAAGAGCGCUCUGGCAGGACCUGCGCAUGACGAUUCUGCCGGCCGUGUUUGCGCGCGUCGGCGUGCUGCCGGUGCCGCGCAUCAAGUACACGCACCCGGACUUUGACCUGGUCGUGGAGAACAUCGCCAUCGAGCUCAAGAAUCUGCUGCCCAAGAUGGUCGGCUUCCACAUGUCCAACGACGUCGAGUGGGAUUUUGAAAAGACGAAGAGCUCGUCGCACUGCCACUCGGUGAAGAUCAAGAUCAAGGGCAUGAGCCUCCGCGUGCACAAGCUGGCCUUUGCACUGAAGCUCAAGAAGGGCCUGCCGUUCAAGGACCGCGGCAUUGCGGAUCUGCUGGUCGGCGACUUUGGCGUCUCGAUCCGGCUGGACGUGCCCAAGGACCCCGGGCCGCACUACUUCAUCGUCAAGAAGGUCAAGGCGAAGCUCGGCACGCUGCAGGUCAAGGUGCACAAGAGCAACCACCGCAUCAUGCACCACAUUGCCGGCGCGCUGGCGAACAGCUACCUGACGAAGCGCAUCUUGCGCCACCUCAUUGCCAUGGGCGUGACCAUCGGGCUGAAGCAGCUCGACGUCGCGCUGAUGGCGUCGCGCCUCGAGCGGCAGGAGGACCAGGGCGACAUCAGCCUGCAGGAGAUGCGCAAGAAGAUGGCCGAGCUGCGCGACCUGCUGCGCAAAUACAACGAGAUGGCGGGCACUCUCGAGCUCGACUUCACGCGGGAGGAGGACCCGCAGAACGAAAAGGGCUGGGAAGACGCGCAUGCCGUCAAGUGGGUCAAGGGCCAGGUGCUCGAGACGGGCAAGCGGCCCGUCGUGCGGCACGAGUGGCGCUCGACGGCGUUCGACAAGAUCGGCGAGGAGACGGUGCAAGCGCCGCCAACGCCGCCGCCGGAGGACGCCGAGCAGGUCGAGGAGACGCCGCAAGAGGCGGCGUACCGAGGCAAGCCGGACGGGCCCACGACGCUCGCUACCGUCGAGCAGGCAGAGGCCGACCUGCAGCAAGUCGAGGCGCAGCGUGCGCAAGAGGCAACGCAGGCCAUGGAGUCGGAGGCCGGCGCGCAGGCCAUGCGCCGCGACAGCUCGACGAGCGACCAGGUCGAGCGCCUCGAGCGCGCCGUCGACCGACAUGAGGCCUAGCGAGCUGCACAUCGUCUCCCUUUCUCUGUGGUCCUGCUAGAUACCGGACGUGUGCAAUCAUACUCUGCUUUCA